UUUGCUUGAAAUUUCAGCAACAAACUGAAGAGCAUCUCUCUCUCUCUCUCUCUCUCUCUCUGCUUGAUCAAUUACUCAAAGUCUUUUCCUCAUCAUCAUCACCAACUCAACUCAUGGCUUCAUCAAAUAGACACUGGCCUAGUAUGUUCAAGUCCAAGCCCCAUCAAUGGCAACACGAGGUGAACUCGUCUCUCAUGUCGUCUGGAUGUCACCGGAGCCAAUAUUCAUCGGGAUGCGAAGAGCGCACACCGGAGCCAAAGCCAAGAUGGAACCCGAAACCUGAGCAAAUUCGUAUCCUCGAGGCGAUCUUCGACUCUGGGAUGGUUAACCCUCCAAGGGACGAGAUACGGAAAAUUAGGGCUCAGUUGCAGGAAUAUGGACAAGUCGGGGACGCCAAUGUCUUCUACUGGUUCCAGAACCGGAAAUCGAGGAGCAAACACAAGCUCCGCCACCUCCAGAACUCAAACAAGCAGCAGAAUCGCCAGUCAGCGGCGGCUGCAGCAGCCUCAGCUUCACCCACAUCGUCUGCCACCAACGCCUCGGCGGCCCCUACCUCUUCCUCCUCCUCCUCGGAUAACAAGUCCUCCCCCAAAGACAAUGGUGCCGGUGCCCCAAACAAAUCAUCCGCAAGCACAAUCUUCUCUCUGGGCCCGUCCAGCAUGAUCGAUGCAUCAAACAAUUCCCCGAGCUACUCCUCGAGCCAACAAGCCCCAUAUUUCCCAACCCAAGAGGAGAUCCUCACGGAACCAUUCCUCUUCCCCUCUAGCCAUGGGUUCCAAUUGUCCGAGCCACAGGUUCCAUUCCAUGGGCAGCCCAUGGUGGGGCACUAUGGGAGUCUCUUGCUGAGUGAGAUAGUGGCUCAUGGAGGAGCUUCAAAGAAAGUGAAGAUGAAUCCUAACGCUAAUGCCACUUCAAGUGCUCAUACCGCCGUCCCAUCCACGGCUACUGCAAAUGCAACCGUUACUGUCCCAUUCCUGUCUUCCUUGGACCAAGUCCACGGAGCUGGGGUGCAAUUGACUGGGGAACCGAGGCCGGCAGGGGACUCUCCAGUGACUGCUGGCAGUGGGGGUGGGGUGCCAAAGUUGACCGUGUUCAUCAAUGAUGUGCCAUUCGAGUUGCCGGCAGAGCCCUUCAGUGUUCAAGCAGCUUUUGGGGACGAUGCGGUGCUGAUCAAUGCUGCCGGUCAGCCCAUCCUCACGGAUGAAUGGGGCCUCACUCUUCAGCCACUCCAGCAUGGUGCCUUCUAUUAUCUGAUAUGAAGUUUAGCUAAGCUACGAAUGCGUGGUUACUGUGCUAUCAAUGUCAUUUGCUCUAUCUCUCUGUCUCUCUCUAUCUCUAUCUGUGUCUGUCUGUCUGUCUGUCUGUCUGUCUCUCUCUCUCUCUCUCUCUCUCUCUCUCAUAGUUAUAGGUUUAAAAUUUAGGCCAUGCUUCCGAUCGAUAUGUAAACAGCAUUUGGUUGAACGGUUCUGUUCGAUUGAGGAUUUACCAAGCAAUCUAAUGAGUAAUGUGCUUUCUGCAAUGCACGAUUGGUGGAGAGAGUAUUACAUAUA
Messenger RNA from Punica granatum (pomegranate), 1550 nucleotides. NCBI's taxonomy places the organism in Eukaryota, Viridiplantae, Streptophyta, Magnoliopsida, Myrtales, Lythraceae. The record is from RefSeq and is a predicted model, not a curated record.